AUGGACAUUCCUCGCACCCUAGAACGGCCAUGGACACCGCCGGAGAUCGAGGACGAAUCCGACUCGCGACCAGACUACUUCGACAUCUACGGAACCUCGCCUCCACGAUAUCCUAUGGCGACGGAGCAGCGCUGGCUAAAAGAGGCCAACCGCGUGCCCGAACAGCCUUCUUGGAUCACAGAUAGCUUCGGCCUGAAAACUCCCACAACAGGACUGCGACCGAAACCCAGCUCACGGCUUACGGAACCAGCACCCUACACACCUACGCGACCAUAUUACGACGAUGCGUCGCAUCCGAGGACCAAGGGUGAACCGCGCUAUCCCUACACACCUGACAGCUCGCGCAUACUGCGUCGGAAUAACACUGAGCGCCCCGGCUCCCCAACGCCAUGGGACGACGAUUCAGAAGGAACUUCUUCGCCCGUGCAGAACGCGCUCUCUUCGUGUAUCGCGCACUUUGAGAACCUAAUACAAAUACACCAACCCGACGAAGAGCAGAUGGAAUACAUAGUCGGACAAUUCGAAGCCAUGACAGCCCACCUCUCCACGCCUGGCGGCGCUCACACGAACGAGACACGCGACGACAACAAAUCCCUCUCAGGAUUUUCUGACCAGGGACUCGGCAUCGCACAAGCAGAGGGUGAGAAAGACAAGCUCUAUGAAGCCCAAACGCUGCAACACGAAGCUUAUGUUUCGCAAGUAGGCAACUACAUCGCGGGUGUGCAAAAGUACAUCUACGACCUCAAGACGCGCAUGGACGAGGUCAAAACACUCAAUCGCAUUCAACUCGACGUCAUCAACGAUUUGCGCAACCAGAUGAAAAUCGUCCGGCAGAGUAUGCGCGAAGAGUUGGACAAGAGUCACCAUCAAGACGAUCUCGGCAAAUCCAUGUUUUCAAACGUUGACCCUGGGAAUGAGGCGCUACGAGAAGAUGAUGAGAAGGAGAAGAAAGAUCAUGAUACGAAGAGAGAGUUCAGUAUGAUGGAUAGUUGUAUGACUCUAGUCGAGGAAGAAGACCUGUCCCGGGAGAUUCAUGAAGAAUACUCGAAAUUACUACGCAGCACGGUUGAUACGUUGGUUGCUGAUGAUUUACCAUCAUUGCCCAAGAGGAAGGUGAUUACUAUCAUCCGUUCGCCUCCUCGACGAAGCUUUUGGGCUUCUAUGGGCGAGGCGCUGGACGCGGUUUCGAAUCUGCUGUUGGAAGAUGGAUCAUGA
Messenger RNA from Alternaria atra, 1215 nucleotides. RefSeq lists its product as uncharacterized. The transcript has a single exon. The record is from RefSeq and is a predicted model, not a curated record. Lineage: Eukaryota; Fungi; Ascomycota; Dothideomycetes; Pleosporales; Pleosporaceae. The coding region runs from base 1 to 1215 and encodes 404 amino acids.